GGCCAGAGGACGGGACACGGUGAAGAGUGGCUGUGUUGCUCAUUAAAUCCCCCGCUCCUGUCGUCGCCCCUUUGUCUUUGUUGUUUAGUUGCUUUUUCAUUACUUCCUUCACCAGGUUCGCUAGUCUCAGUCAUGUAUCGGUAUUUCGGGGAGAUCCUGAGCCGCUCGGCGGGUAGCGUCCUGGCCUCCGGGUGCGUCGAGUCCGCUCUCCCGGCGUCUUCGUCCAUGAUGCGGGUCCGGCGCUAUGCAGACGCGGCGGAACAGCCCGACGACCCCAAUUUCUGCCGGAUGGUCGAGGGCUUCUUCGACCGCGGCGCCAGCAUCGUGGAGGACCAGCUGGUGGCGGACCUGAAGACCAAGGAGACCACGGAGCAGAAGAAGAAGCGUGUGCGUGGCAUCCUGCGCAUCAUCAAGCCCUGCAACCACGUCCUCAGCAUGUCUUUCCCCAUUCGGAAAGACAACGGAGAGUGGGAGGUGGUGGAGGCGUACCGCGCCCAGCACAGCCAGCACAGGACGCCCUGCAAAGGGGGUAUCCGUUACAGUAUGGAUGUGUCUGUGGACGAGAUCAAGGCCCUCGCCUCUUUGAUGACCUACAAGUGUGCUGUUGUCGAUGUGCCAUUUGGGGGAGCCAAAGCGGGAGUCAAGAUCAACCCCAAGAAUUACUCUGAUAAUGAGCUGGAGAAGAUUACCAGGAGAUUCACUAUUGAGCUGGCCAAGAAGGGAUUUAUUGGACCCGGCAUCGACGUCCCGGCCCCCGACAUGAGCACAGGAGAGAGGGAAAUGUCCUGGAUCGCCGACACAUACGCCAACACCAUCGCACACACUGAUAUCAACGCCCACGCGUGUGUGACGGGAAAGCCAAUCAGCCAGGGAGGAAUCCACGGCCGAAUCUCAGCCACCGGUCGUGGAGUUUUCCACGGCAUCGAGAACUUCAUCAACGAGGCUUCCUAUAUGAGCAUAGUGGGCCUGACACCCGGCUUCCAGGACAAGACCUUUGUCAUCCAGGGCUUUGGUAAUGUGGGUCUCCACUCCAUGAGGUACCUGCACAGGUUUGGAGCAAAGUGUGUGGGCAUCGGAGAGAUUGAUGGAUCCAUCUACAACGCAGAGGGCAUCGACCCCAAAGAGCUGGAGGACUACAAACUGCUGAACGGCACCAUUGUGGGCUUCCCAGGCGCCAAAUCGUACGAAGGGAGCAUCCUGGAAGCAGAUUGCCACAUCCUGAUCCCUGCUGCCGGAGAAAAGCAGCUCACGCGUGUCAACGCUCCCAGGAUCAAGGCCAAGAUCAUUGCUGAAGGUGCCAAUGGACCCACCACUCCAGCUGCUGACAAGUACUUCCUGGAGAACAACAUCAUGGUUAUUCCUGACAUGUACCUGAAUGCUGGCGGUGUGACGGUGUCCUAUUUUGAGUGGCUGAAGAAUCUCAACCAUGUCAGCUAUGGAAGACUGACCUUCAAAUACGAGAGGGACUCCAACUACCACCUGCUCAUGUCUGUGCAGGAAAGUUUAGAGAGGAAGUUUGGCAAGCAGGGUGGGCCCAUACCUAUCGUACCCACGGCUGACUUCCAGGCCAGAGUUGCUGGUGCCUCUGAGAAGGAUAUCGUUCACUCUGGUUUGGCCUACACCAUGGAGAGAUCUGCCCGGCAAAUCAUGCGCACAGCAAUCAAGUACAACCUGGGUUAGGACCUUCGGACGGCCGCUUACGUCAACGCCAUUGAGAAAGUCUUCAAAGUCUACAACGAGGCGGGGCUUACCUUCACAUAAAUGGCCAAUAACGACCCACAAUUCCUCUACCUCCUGCUAUUGAUCACCCCGUCCUGCCUCUUCCACCCUCUAAACAGCCUUCAGAACAUAUCACUGUUUACCGCUGCCCUUUGGCUCUUAUAUAUGUACGCACACACUGGCUAGCCUGGUAUUUGUCCUGUGAUCUUUGCGCUGCCAUCAUUCUGUAUCUGCAGUUGUUUCACUGUUGCCCUGUUUUGCCUGAGGUUAUAUCGAGACGGUUACAUCCUCCCUCUCCCCUCAUAUAGACGUUCUUGAUAUUGUUGUAUGGCAGCCGUGUUCAGAUCGCCCAUUUUGUUCUCGCUGAAUAAACGUGCAACGGACUAUUGCAGUUGGAUAGCACUAAAGAUGCCUUUCUUCAGAAAAAGGUCUGCUCUAAAAGAGAUGGCCAAUUAUAUUACACUUUAAUGAAAAGGGAUUUAGAUUUAUGUUCACGGAUAAAUGAAAGGAUAAAGAUUUUGUUAAUGAGUUUGUAGUCAAACUCUUCAGGAGCAGUGGAUAAUAAUAAAGAUGCCAAAUAAGAUACAUUUUUUCUUCUUCUUUUUUCCGAUGGAUUCUCAUCCUCUUUUCAGUGCUUUCCCUUUGCUCGUCUAUUAAAAGCUGCUUCACCCCGACUCCUCCGCUGGCCAAGAAAGGGGAGCAGGGAGGGCCUGAGGCGUCGCUUUCAUCGCCCGUCCCGUGGUAGAACUUUCCUCACUUUUAAUCAUCCAGUUCUUCGACGUUGACACUAUUUUGGAGGUUAUUACUUUUAUUUUGUUCAUUUUUGGAAACUAAUAAAAUCUUCAGAAAAACAUG
Pseudoliparis swirei is the source of this 2574-nucleotide messenger RNA. It is a transcript of the gene glud1b, whose product is annotated as glutamate dehydrogenase 1b. The record is from RefSeq and is a predicted model, not a curated record. Gene Ontology annotation, molecular function: L-glutamate dehydrogenase (NAD+) activity. NCBI's taxonomy places the organism in Eukaryota, Metazoa, Chordata, Actinopteri, Perciformes, Liparidae. Bases 133 to 1680 code for a protein of 515 amino acids. Gene Ontology annotation, cellular component: mitochondrion. The transcript has 13 exons. Gene Ontology annotation, biological process: L-glutamate catabolic process.